GGCGUUCAUUCAACACCGAAGGAAGUUACCGCGAUGGGUGUCUUCCAAACCCUGAUGAAAAAGAAGGAACUCAUCCCCUUGGCCGUCAUCAUAACGGUGGCCGCGAGUGGAGCCUCGUCUUUUGCCAUCUAUUCGCUGAAAAACAAAACUGAUGUGAUUAUUGACCGGAAAAAAAAUCCAGAACCUUGGGAAACUGUGGAUCCUACUGUACCUCAAAAGCUUAUAACUAUCAACCAGCAGUGGAAGCCCGUUGAAGAGCUGCAGAAGGUCAGACGGGCAACCAGAUGACCAGUCCUUGCUUCUGUCUUCCAAAGAUUACUCUAUGAAUCUAGUGGAAACAUUUCUGCACAAACUAUAUUGUGGAGACCAGUGUGCGGAAAUGCUUCUGCUACAUUUUUAGGGUUUGCCUACAUUUUUUUGGACUCUGGAUAAAGGAAUUAAAGGUAGUGCUGUAAUAACCACCUAGUCCGGAAGUUUCCGUUUAUUGUUGUAAAUGUGAAUUUUACAUGGAGAAAAUCCUAUCUUUAUGAAAAAUGUGUUCCUUGACAUGUAUAAAGAUUUGUAAAUUAGAUUAUCAGUAAUAAAAUACCACUUGUGUAA
Molecule: messenger RNA, 600 nt
Organism: Perognathus longimembris pacificus (Pacific pocket mouse)
Lineage: Eukaryota; Metazoa; Chordata; Mammalia; Rodentia; Heteromyidae
Gene: Coxfa4l3
Product: chromosome 23 C15orf48 homolog
Exons: 4
Coding region: 34-288 (84 amino acids)
Source: RefSeq, a predicted model, not a curated record